Messenger RNA from Mesocricetus auratus (golden hamster), 11650 nucleotides. It is a transcript of the gene Znf451, whose product is annotated as zinc finger protein 451. The transcript is spliced from 4 exons. Lineage: Eukaryota; Metazoa; Chordata; Mammalia; Rodentia; Cricetidae. Gene Ontology annotation, molecular function: DNA-binding transcription factor activity, RNA polymerase II-specific; sequence-specific DNA binding. Gene Ontology annotation, cellular component: nucleus. Bases 115 to 1794 code for a protein of 559 amino acids. The record is from RefSeq and is a predicted model, not a curated record. Gene Ontology annotation, biological process: regulation of transcription by RNA polymerase II.
GGGCGCUCACGCAGGGCGGGUCGGGCGGCGCAGGGCGAGAGGGAAGUCGUGGCGGCGGCGUCGGGAACAGCAGCAGCAGCGACUGGAGCGUGGUGCUGACGGGCCGUGGGAGAAAUGGGAGACCCAGGGCCGGAGAUAAUAGAAUCUGCCCCACCAGCUGGGCCUGAGGCAUCUGAGUCAACAACGGAUGAAAAUGAAGAUGACAUUCAGUUUGUUAGUGAAGGACCGUUAAGACCUGUUCUUGAGUAUAUUGAUCUGGUCAGCAGUGAUGAUGAAGAGCCUAGUACCUCUCAUAGUGAUAGAAUGCCUGAAUCUAAGGUGCCACCCUCUGAGAAUCAUCGCCCAGAAAUGUGCUCUAGCUGCAGUGUUCCUCUUCCCAUUGGAGACAGCAGCUCCUCCUCUGGGAGUUGUGCCAACAGUCCACAAAGAAUAGUUUCUCAACCUUCUUCUGUUGAGAACCAAUUGGAGAACCAGAAAAAUGAUCAAAAUAAUUCAGAUAUUAAUAUCUCUGAAACAGAGACACCUAAAUCACAAAAUUACCAGACAAUGCCUUCAUCAUCACUUCUGGUCCCCCAAGAGUCUUUGGCUUUUUCUGAGGUCAAACAAGAUUUACCUAUCACGAUGUCUUCAACUUCACAGAAUGGACAGGAUGCCAUCCUAUAUCUCCAGACGCAAGUGGCUGAGAUGUCCCGAGUCAUACGUGAUCUGCAGUCCAGGAGUUGUUUUAGAUUUCAUCAUUCUAGGCCAAGUGAGAACUCAUCAGUUCCUUGGGAUAUCUCCACCUCUAAGGAGGACAGUUUAUCCACAGUUGAAGAAGAGGGUGAUUGCAAAUCUCCAUCAGCUGAUGACAAAGGGCAGCCAACUGACCCCAUGCAAUCUAGUUUCACGGGUCUUUUGAAGAGAAUGGAACAAAGAGGUGUUAUAAAGAGGGUGACUUUACAGUCUGAAGCUGAAACAUGUGAGGGGAAGCCUGAUUGGAUGACCUCUAAAAAGCGUUUGGUUCCUCCAUUGCAUCCACUUUUGAGAAUUGCCACCACUGAAGUUUUUAAAGACCCUGCUGAUUGUCAUCCUUCUUCCUUCAUGGGACACAGGGUAUAUCCUGUGGCCAAGGACACAUCUCCUUUUCAGCCAAAUCCACCAGCUGAGGGACCCAUUAUAGAUGUGUUAGAGCAUAGCAAAAGAGGGAACACGACAUCUCCGUUAGACUCUACCUCAAAAGAAAUGGAGGUCAUGGGUUGUAGGUUCUACCAUGCUGCUUCCAUUGCAGCCCGAGCUGCCAGCUAUAUGGCCUAUAUGACUCAGUAUCAGCGUAAACUUUGGGAAGACAUGGAAGAUCUGGUUCAUGAUCCGGAGUUUGAUCGUGGAAAAGCAAGGUGUAUAAUAUCUGAUGGCAUGGAUGCAGGACUUUGGCAGCUUUGUACCACCAGGGACAUAAUGGACUCUGUGGUCAGAGUUAUGGCCAUGGCAGUAGACUAUAGAAGACAGGCCUGGCUUCGACUCACAUCUCUGACUAAGAAAACCCAGGAGAAGAUCUUACACUUACCCUUUGAUGGUACAUCGCUUUUUGGACAAGAUGUGAAUGCUAUUGUUGCAGAAGACAAUAGUAUUAAAGAAAAUGAAUAUAAAGAUCACAAUAAAUACUAUACUCAGCAUCGAUACUUUUAUAGUCAUGAUCAGAAAGCACAUUAUCACAACAGAGGGUACUCCAAAGGGGAUUGGUACAAACCCCGGAAUCACCCUUAUAGAUACAGAAAAAAGGGAGAGUCUCCAGAGCGACAUGGGUAUAAAAAUUGAUACUGUGGAUGUUUAGCAGAUUAGCCUUCCACAAUCCUGUUAUGCCUGUUCUUCCCCAGGUUGGGGGUCAUCUCAAAAAAAAAUGAGUGCAUGUCUGGAAUAAUCACAGCUGAUGUUUGAGUUCUAGACUUUUGGAAUGAAGUAUAUAAUAAAAAGACUUAAGCUUUAUUGGCCAAAUGGAGACUUUGCUCUAAGGAGUAUUGGACAGAGGUUUACCCAUUAUUUUUGUUCCAAAAUAAGUCCAGAGAAGGGUACUCAGGAAUCUGAAUCUUCUGGAGUUAAAAGAAAAUAUGUAGAUUCUUGCCUCAGGAAAAUCUUGUUGGUAACUGAGGACUAGCUUUGGAUCUGGAAACAAUUUGCUACUAGAUCAGUGUUUACUAAAACUGAAGUAUAAAUCCUUCAUUUUUAGGUCAUCAAUGCUUCUGGAACUUCAGGCUUCAGCUCGAUGGGUCAUCAAAAAGUGGUAGAUCUGUUACAGUUAAGAUGAUCAGCUCAUCCUAGUUCAUACCUUUAUCAAGCUCUGUGAGACUUGAGAAUUAGCCAUGAAGCUGUAUGUCUGCUGGAAUUCAUUAAAAUUGUUGCCAAAUCCAGUUUACUUAUAACUGGGAUGAUUAAAUGUCACAGGUCUACUUUUGGACUCAAAGUGGAAAAACUAUUUUCCUAUCUGUAACAUCACUGUAGAAAAGUUAAACUAUCUUCAUCCUGACUAUGAUGGCUACCACACCAUCACUAAUCAUAACACUGCAUGUGAGAUAGCUUUUGUUGCCAUCAGUCCUAGUAGUCUUUGACUUAACCAAGCUCUCAUGUCAACCACCCAUGAGACUCAGGCAUAAAAGUCUCUCUAAUGUAGGCCUUUCAGUAAGAUGGCCUUCUAAGCACUUGACUCUUUUGAGCUUGAUAGUGCAUUACAUCCUCAGUACAAUAGACAAAGGUAUCAUCAUGGCCCUGGAAAUACAGAAUAUUAUCCUAUCAUCCAGGCAUGCAAAUCUGAACUCUUAAGAGCAAGAAUUCCAAACAUGCCUGACAAUCUGGUCUCUCUUGAAGUAAAGAGGGAUGUAAUUAGUCUAGACUUCGUUGAGAAAUCCUUGAGAUGUAAAGUGUGACUGGGUGUUUUCAAGAUAAACAGCUGUUUUUGGAUAUCUAGAUGAUAAUUUAUUGAAUUCUUGAAAGGCUGGAAUCAAGACUUUGGUGACAUGGUCUUGGUUAACUAGGUUAAUUUGUCGUGUAAUCCAACUGGACUAACUCCUGUGAGAGAUGAUUUACAUUUUGCUCCCAAUACUAACUCUGUACCUUUCUGGAGCUGGCAGCAGAUACCUCAGUUGUGUUCGUGUUCCACAGUGUCAUCUCUUUAAUCUCAAGGCAAUGGCUGUAUAAUAUAUCAGCACCUAUGUCCUUGUCUUUACUGCAUGACUUUUAAAGUAGAAAACGUGUCAAGUUUGAGGAGGUCUGAACACUUCGCCUAAUGUAACUUGGCAGCCAAAAAAUAAUUUUUUCACAAAUGUAAUUACGUAACUUUGGUUGUUCAAACAUCUGCUUUUUCUUCAUUUUUAAUCUGCUUGAUCAAAAUGUUUUAGGUAUACUAUUAGUGGAAUAUAGCACUGUCUUAAGGGUUUAUGUAGCUUCUGCUUCUUACCAUGAUUCUUGCAUCAUAGUGGUUGACAUUUUCUGUGAUGCUUACCUUUUUGUAAUUCAUUAGACAACUCAUUCCUUCUCUCAUACCCAUAGUCAGCAUUCUGCUUAAUCUGCAUUUCUUUCUCUUGUUUUCGAGACAGGGUCUUACUGCAUAGACCUAGCUGACCUGGAACUUUGCUUGCCUCUGCCUCCGGAGUGCUGGAAAUAAAGGCAUGUGCCACCAGGUCUGACUGCUGCUUCUCAUUUGUGCCAUGUAGAUUGAAGGCACAGAUUUCCCAACUUGGAAGAAGUUACUUUGUCAGAUAAUUUUAGGGUACUAUAUUGGUCCUAUUUGUUUUCUUUGUAGACUAAACUUGAAAUAGUUAUCAAGAUCAUUUAGCAUAUUUAACCAAAUUGUAUGUAGGGUUAAUACUUACCUUAUUUUUCUAUUGUUAACAAAAUUUUACUUUGACUUCCUUGGGUUCAUACCAGGGCUCUCUAAAGUAUAACUCAAAUGAACUGCAGAAAAACAGACUUUUGUAGGUUAUAAUGAAUGCUAUAAAGAGGUAGCCCAUACUGGUAGUAGUAUAGUUUCUUCUGAGAAAGCAGUAGCUACCCAGACUUCACAGGGGAAAGGGUGCACGUGGCUUUGUGCAGUGUUUCUGAUUAGUUUCAGGCUACUUCAGAUUGUUCCUUCUUUUCCAUCUUGCCCCGAAUUAGAUGCUACAUAUCACAUACGAUUUAUGAGAUACUCCUGUUCAAAAAUGAAGCAAAAGUGAAUAAUUCUUGGAGAUGUGUUCUUUGAAACUGUUUUGGUACUCCCCCUUAAUUUAUUUGUACACAUCCCUGUUUAAAUUAUAGUAGACAGCAGCAAAAAAGCACAUGAAAUUUAGCACUUUAAUAAUUUUUGCAUUAUUAUAUUCUCUUAAGUAUCUUUAGGAUAGCCCUACUCUCAUCCUAGAUGUUUAUGGUAUUCAUUAAUGAAGUAAAAGUAACAUUGCUUGACCAUUAAUUGAUAUGUCCAAGGAACUCCAAAGAAUUCAAUUUUCCUGAAAGUGAAAAUUACCAGGAAGUCACCAAAUUGGUGACCAAACAGACAACCUAAUAGGAGUGUUUGGCAGUCAAGUUAUUUGUGGACAGAGUAUGGUAAGGUGGGAACACUUAGCUAUAGCUACUUGACUCAGAAAGAACUAUUCCAGUAACCUUCACCUGUUUUAUCUUUUUUUUUUUUUUUUAACUCUGGCAUACUUGAAUGAUGAUGGUGGCGUUUUAAAAGUAAAAGUUGGUACUUGGUCUAGUGAGACAACCCCAGUAGACAGUCCAGUAGAAUAUAGCCUUUAGAUUGUGUCUGCCAUGUGCAGAGCCUGCAACAGAAUUUCCUAUUAGGUUGACUUCUGAGUGAGAGUAUCACUAGCUUUUCUAGACACCUUAGAAUACUUAAAAGUUUAAUGAUUUGGUUUUCUCAAAAGGGAUGUGUUUAGUGACCCUUUCCUUCAAAAUGUCGUUUCUUGACUAGACAUAAGAUGCAUUUAAAGACAAUAUGAUUUUUUUUGUAGUUACUAUGUAUAGAGAAAUACUAUUUCCAUUUAUUGUUAUAUAAAGUGCCUUUUUCAAUUUUACUCUUAUGUUUUAAGAUCUAACCUUUCAUGUGGUAUUUAUGUGAGUUCUGUACAGUGAUUUACUUAAUUAUCUUUAUUAUCUGUACAAUUGCACUAUUUAAAUGUACUUCUGAAUGCUAAUUUGUUUUCUUUAUAAUACUGUUACCAAUUUCAGAAGGGUAUAGAAUAAAUCUCCCUCUUUAUUUAGUUAAUGUCACAGAAGUUCUUUUUUAAGUUUUAGUGAUUGGUUCUGUCUCUAGACAUAAAAGUAGCCCUUUUCUUUGCAUGUUCUAGAAUUUCUGAUUGAGUCUUUUGUCUUACAUCUAACCUUGUUCAUAGCCAUAGUAAAACAACUUAUAUUUGCUUAAUGGAUGUGUUUACCGGAAUAGAAGAAGCAAGGACAUUUUAAACAGUAAAGUUGAUGGCACUACAUAUUUAUAUAUAUAUAGUAGUCUGCGGCAGCUUUCUUGUCAGUACAACUAUUUUUGUUGUUUUCCUUUUUAAUCUGGCAGCUUCUUUAUCAGUAUAAUUGCAUUUAUUUACUUAGCCUUCAAAAUGCCACUUUGAGGGCAGCAUAUAUUCUUUCAGGCUACUUUACUACAUUAUACCUAAGUGACCUGAUUGAUAAUAUCCUUAAGGGCCUGAUACAUCCAGGAUCUAUACCUCUCAGGUAUUGUAAGAAGGAGGUUGAAAAGAUGAAGUCCAGAAUUCCCUAUCACUGAAGAAUUGGAUACUGAUAAAGAUGAACAGAAAGGUUAGCAACACAGUCAUCAUUCUUGAAGGUAGUUAAUUGGGAUUCUGCUGAAGGCUUGAAAUUAUGGGUUAGAUCUUUUUAGAAGUAGAAGAUUGCAAUAACAAAAUAACUUGUUUUCUUCAGUGUGAGGCAUACUUUGCCCCAGUUUUGCACUGUCUAGUUACCCUGUUUUUGAAACUUAUCCUUAUGUACUUAUUGUUGGUGGUUAGACCAAUGACUGAUUGUCACUGUGGAUACAUCUUAUGUAUGCAUGUCAUUCGGUUGGUCAGAUUGAUUCUGUAUGGUUUUUAGUGGACAUACAAACUAGUCAGUUCUUUUCACUUAAAUUUAAAGAAGGAACUUAUCAGUAAGUGAAUGUUGAUUAUUGCUGUAUUGAAUGCAAAUCUUUUUUUCAUAUUUAACAAGUUUUAUAUACCAUUAAAAUCUAUGGAGUUUCUCCUCUUGGAUGAUUGAUGAGAAUGGUGUUUUAUUAAAUUCUUUUUCUCUUCUUAGUGGAGUCCCAUUUUUGUACUCCUGUGUCAUUAUUUAUUUGACUUUAUUAUAAUGCACUUUUGUAAUGCUUGAGGUUUUACUACUGGAGUUUGUGUUCACUUUCUGUAGGAUGUGGAGGUGGUCACGGUUCAGUUGUGUCUUGAGAGGGGGCUUUCAGGUAGCUGCUCAAGCUGCCCCAAACAAGAUUCUCCAGCCUUCACCUCCUGAGGGCAUGGACUUCAGGGGUAUGGCACCAUGCUGGGCUUUUAGUCAUGUCAUCUUGGUGAGGAUUUUUGGUACCCUCUCCUUUUCCCAAAAUCUUUUUCCAAAAGGAAAUCUGAUUUUCCCUUAAUCUCUUUGAUGUUGGUAUUUUUAAUUCUACCAUUGUAUACUUGCCAGAAGUGUGUGUGUGUGUGUGUGUGUGUGUGUGUGUGUGUGUGUGUGUGUGUGUGUGGUGAAUAUGUGUGUAUAUAGCACUUGGAGGCCAGAGGUUGAUGGCAGGUGACUUCCUUAUUUAGUUUUUGUGUUUUUCUAUUUUCUUUCUUUGAGACAGGAUCUUUUAUUUAACCAUGAGUUCACAGGGCUGGCUAGAUUGACUAGCCCAUGACAUCCAGGAUUCUCCACCCUACCCCCUUCUCAUACUGGAUUAUAGGUGCAUUGCCACUGUGCUCAGCAUUUCACAUGGGUACUUGUGUCCUCAUUCUUAUGUGGCAAGCACUUUGUCAAGGGAGCCAUUUCCCCACCUCUUCCUUGCUUGCUUGCUCAAGUUCCCCCCCAUAAUUCCCCCAACACUUCCCUUCCCUCUCUCUUUUUCCUCCCCAGCCACCCCCCAAUUCUACUUCAUGUUCUUAAGUGCUGGAAUUACAAAGUGUGAACUCUUCGUCCUACUAGCCAAGAUGUUGAUGUUAAUUUGUAUAUUUAAAUGCCAUUUAAUUUGUAUGCUUAAUAGUUAUAAGCAUUUGUGAUAAGACUGUAUUUAGUUUUUUUUUUCUAAAAUCCUUAAAAAAUACAGGGAUGAGAAUAUAGUUCAGUAGGAACAGUAUUUGUCUAAUGUGCAGGAUGCCCUGGGCUCAAACCCCAGUACUGCAUAAACCAGUAAUGGUAUGUCUUCAAACCCAGCAUUUAGGGUGUAGGGCCAGGAGGAUCAGAAGUUCAAGAUCAUCUUAGCUAUACAUUGAGUUCAUGGCCCUCAUGGACUGCAUGAGACCCUGUCUCAAAAAGAAAAACAUAGUCUGGUAACCCAGUCUUAGAAGUGCUUCUUGACUAUUGAACUUUCAUUUUUUUUAAUGUCUCUUGUUUAAUGGCAUUUUCUUAGUUCAGAUGUAUUUAUAUAUGUGUAUGUGUAUUUUUGUUGCUGCUGUUGGUUUUGUCUUUUGAUACAGUGUCUCUGUAGUUUGGGUUGGCUCUGACUUCAAGAUAAUUUCACCUCACUUUCCCAAGUCCUGGGAGUACAGGAGUGAGCCAUUGUGCAUUCUUCACAGAUGCAUUCUGUAUAUAUUAUUAAUGUUUAUUAUCAUAAAAUUAAUUUAUAGUAUAUUUCUGAUAUGUUUAAAGUUAACCAGCUUUUUUUUUUAAAGGGCUUUACUAGUUUUAUUGAGGGAACUGUUGUGGAUGGUUGGAUUUUUUUGAGGUCAGAGUUCUCAGGUUUCUCAUAGAACUUUGAAGACCUUAGAUUUUGUUUUUGAGUACUAAACUGUGUUUAGUAUUUCUUGACUCUUCUCUUUGGUAUAAGUGAAAAUAAAUCUAUAUUUUGUGAUCAUUUUUAAAAAUUCAACUUUGACAGUAAAUGACUCAAGUAUUAGAGGUUCUGUUAGUUCUGGUACAAGGCUAACUUUUCAUGUGCUUCUUCCCCAUGAACUAUAUGCUAUGCCUUUUGUUUUCUUUCCUUAUCUGUGACAUCACAGCAUUCACUUUGAAGGGACACAGUUAGAACUCCCCCUUGUGUCUGUGAUGGCUGAUUCACUUCUUUGUUUUAUAAUGCAGUGUGUGUGUAACUUACUGUGCUUGUGGAGCCUUUUUAUCUUUCAGUGAGUUAGGCAACACUGACCUGAAUAAUGAUGGAAUGAAAUUACCCCCAGUCUUUAAGACACAGAGUGUGUUGUUAUUUGGUGUGUGUGUGUGUAUGUGUGUGUAUGUGUGUGUGUGUGUGUGGUGGGGGGUGUUUUUAUAUAGGGUUUCAUUGUAUAGCCCAAGGUGACUUAGGACUUGCAGUCCUCCUGCAUCAACUGGAAAGAUCCUAAGCAUUGUUUGGAAAAACAUUUCAUUGUUAGCUAGAUAUGGUGGCCCAUACCUUACCUGUGUUAUGGAGGCAGAGGCAGGCAGAACCCUAUAUCAGUUCUAAGCCAGCCUGGUUUAUAUGGCCAGUCCCAGGCCAACCAAGGCAACAUAGUGAAACCCUAUAUCAAGAAAAAAUAAAUCAACAAUAACAAAACCUUAUUUCUUUGUGGCUGUUUAACUGUUUGGAAUACAGUCCAUUCUGUAUUAAGUAAGGUAUAUUUAAUAUGUAAAUAGCCUCAUUCAGAUUCUUAGCACAGAAUUGUGUGUGUAUUUAUAUUUCUUUAAUGACCUGUAAUUGCUCUGUGUAUUGUGAAUGGUUAGACCACCUUGAUCUUGAUUACAAGAUUUAAUUCUCAGCUUCCUGUUUGGGAAGAAAGGCAAGGACAGAAUGUGUAUCCUGUAUGUACUCCCUUCAUCUCUUUGUGCAGAAGUGUCAUUAAGUAACUUGUUCAAGUGGUGUGGCUUCACUUUGAUGCAGAACUCCCUGAGGUCACCUGCUGCCAUGUCUUUUACAGACAAAUCUGUAUACAUGCACUCUUGUUAGUACUUGGUACUAAUUUCUAGUUAUUUCACUUUUCAGAUGAGCAACAAUCUUCACUUCUCCAUUGAGGUUCUGGUCUAAGGUUAUUCUUACAGUGCUCACAGCCUCUGUUCCCACACUUAACUCAUAAUCCAUUCACUUGCAACACUGAUUGUUUUAGUCAUAAUUCUUAUUGCUUGCUUUUUUGUACCAUUUUUGUUUAAUGAAACAAAGGUGAAAUGGUGCAGAGAAUUUGAUUUUUAAAACACUAAAGGCUUUGACUUCAAUGUUAGCAAGUCACUUAUUAUCUCAGCCUCAGUUUCCCUACUUUAGGUCCUGAGUAUGGUGGCACAUGCCUUUACAUGCCAGCACUGGGAGGGAGAGACAGGGUAGUCUACAUAGUGAGUUCCAGGACAACCAGGGCUCCAUAGACCCUGACUCCAAAUAAUAAAUAACUGGAAAUAUUUUGAAAAACACUAAAGCCUGAUACAGAUUUAAUUUUAUAACUAAUUUUGGUGUUCCGCAUUCUUAGAUUUCCUGUGAAUGGGAUAAUAUUUGGGUAUAAAUGAAUGAAUACUUUUUAAAAUUUCAUAUAUGAAUACCAUCUUGAUCCUAUUCAACCCCCCCCCCCACUCCCUCCUACUUUCCUGGGCCUCCCUAAACAAAUCUCUCUCCCAACUUAAUGACUCUUUUUAAAAAUCCCACUGCCUUCAUUUAGUGCUGCCCAUAUGUGUACAAGAGUAUGGGGUCAUCCACUGGUACAUGGGCAGCCCUUCAGUCACACCUCAGUAUCUAUUGUCUGCAGGCAAGGCUCUAGAAAGGUACGGGUAUACUGAAGGCUGGUAAUGGAGUGCAUUCUCACUCCAUGGGACUGCGCCUCAAAAUCCAAGAGUCAGGUGCUCUUUUGAAUGCCAAUACACUGUAGUAACUACUUUAUUCACAGGAGUGCCUGUGAAACGUUGGAGUGAAACAGGGCCACUAGAGGUCAGAAAAGCCAUUCCACCAACUGGCUUAGCUGAGCUUUGGAGGAUGUUGGUGUAGUUGGUCUGUCGGAGAAGCAACCAUUCAUUUAGGGGGAAGAAGUUGAGAAUGCCAUGAAGUAUGUCUGGCUUCAGAAUUGUAAGAGCAACCUUUAGGGGAACAGAAAUGAAGGAAAUUAAACUGCAGAAAGGGUAAGUUAUGCAUGAAGUUGUGUUAGUUCCUGUGACUCAAAGUGUAUUGCUUGUGUGGCCAUUUCCUGAAGGUUAUGGAAGUAUUCCAGAAACUAUUUUAUACUGUGUCUGCUAUGCACAUCUACAUUUUUUGUUUUUCAAGAGUGUUUCUCUGUGUAGCUUUGGAGCCUAUCCUGGAACUUGUUCUGUAGAUCAGGCUGACCUCGAACUCCUGAGUGCUGAGAUUAAAGGCGUCCACCACCACUGCCUGGCCAUCUAAAAUGAUUUAAGCCCAAGAAAGACCUCAGUAUUGCAUUUCUUUCCUGUGAAGCUUAAACAGUGAGUGGGAACUUAGGCUUGUGGAGAGCACUGAAGACACAGAAUGUGGUAUCCUUCCUGGCUGAAGCUGCAUAGGGUCCUGAGCCAGUACCUUCUUCAGAGCAGCUAAAUGUGUUGACUUACGAACUGUUUCCGGGUAGAGUUGGAGACAAUAAACAUUUGUAAGAAUGUUGUAGUUGGCACCUACUGGUGUUUUGUGCUUGUGGUAAUUCUAGCAGCCCCCAAACACUUUUAUCAACCUGUUUUUUUCUUCUCUUUUCUCUUUUCAUUUUAUUUUUCUGAUACAGGAUCUCGUGUAGUCCGGACUGACUUUGAACUCACUGUAUAGCUGAGAAUGACCUAGAAUUUUGAUCCUCCUGCCUCCACUUCUUGAGUGCUAGGGUAACAGACAUGAGCAACCAUGGUUGGUUUGUGCUGUGCUGAGGCUCAAGCCCAGGGCUUGUUCAAUGGUAGGCAAGCACCUUAUAGUUCCAUCCCAAGUCCUCUUUCCACAUUCUAGCCCAGGCUAACAUCAGAUCUGCAGUGGUCUGCUUCAGCACCCUGACUGUGGGAAUUACUGGCAUGGGUCACUGUGCCUAGUCCUGCUUACUUUUCCUUUCCCCUCUCUUCUCCCUGGCUUUCCUUCCUCCCUUUCCUCCUUUUCCUCUGUCAGAGGCAUCACAGUGGCACUCAGGGUUUAAAAGUAACUCUCCUUUACCACAAUUUCACGUAGUCAAAGAUAGUUAGAAAUCCUCUUAAAUCCCAAAGUUGUAUAAACUCCUGUGAGCAUGCACAUUGUGUUUCCUGUGCUAAGAGGGUCUAUCGUUAGAAAAAAAUAUAGAAAGAUAUUAACAGUUUACUCAAAAGAUAUGACAGGUAGAAUCUUAAUGGGUUUGGUGGUACCAGCUUUCUUGAUGGUAUAAAGUACAGAAUGGGGUAUAUCUGCAUGUUUGUUUUUGACUUUGUUUAUAUAAAGCAGAUAUUCUGUGCACUUUGUAUUUGUGAACAAUAAACUGGAAUGGGAAGGAAAUGGCUUUGUAAAAAGGGUUUCUUGGUUUCAAAAUUAUUGCUGGGGGUGAUGAAUGAAUAUAUAUUGUACUUGCAUUGUGUUUAUCUCCUGUUUUAUCUGUAUUUGGAUAUAAAAUUAUUGAGAAAA